Molecule: messenger RNA, 4294 nt
Organism: Ectocarpus sp. CCAP 1310/34
Lineage: Eukaryota; Phaeophyceae; Ectocarpales; Ectocarpaceae
Source: the annotation of a GenBank genome assembly
UUGCUCCCUCGCACUAGUGCCCACGAGCCUCGCCCACCCAGCACCAGCACCUUAGGACCGCCGUAGCUAGAUAGCCAUGGAGGUGGACCAGAAGAAUGUUGUCAGGGGCGACAGAGAUGGGGAUGCGGAGGACUUGCGGCGGGUGCGAGUUUCCUUGAGCCGGAGGGGUUGCAAGUGGGCCGACGACGUAGUGUUGAAGGACAGGGACCAGGCUUCCGGUUUAGGCAGCGAUGCAGGGCUCGGGGUUUAUUUCAAGGCUAGUUGGACCGUGCGCGAGCUGGCCACCAAGGCCGAGGAGCUGCUGCUAGAGAAGCAGGGCCUCGCCCUGGCGACCGCCCUGGUGCUCUGCCCAUCGCGAGACUCCGCCAUACCAUUCUACGACGUGGCCUCCCACUACGUGGGAGAAGGGGACACGUUAGUGCUGGUCGGUGACGUAGAGCGCGCGGUCGCUCGUCGCUCCGCUCCGCCUGGCGGACAGCCGGCGGCGGCGGCGGCGGCGGCGGCGGCGGCGGUUUCAUCAGCGACGUCUUCCCACAAGGUGCCAGUUACGAUCCUCACCGGCUUCUUGGGGUCUGGCAAGACUACCAUGCUCAACCACCUCCUGCACGUGCAGCGCGAGAAGCGGAUAGCUGUCAUCGAGAACGAGUUCGGCGAGGUGCCGAUCGACGGAGAUCUAUUGGCUGACGGGGAUGGGCUUUCGGCUGCUGAGCAGGUUGUGGUUUUGGACAACGGGUGCAUGUGCUGCACGGUCAGGGGAGACCUCCUCGGAGCAUUCUCGUCGGUGUUGGCCAAGAUGGAGGAGGCCAAGGCCGGGGCGGAAGGCGGCGGCGGCGGCAGCGGGAGGGCGCUAGAUUCGGUGCUGGUAGAGACCACGGGAAUGGCCGACCCCGUCCCCAUUGUCCGCACCCUGCUGCAGACGCCGGCUAUAUCAAACUCCUUCGCUCUGGAAGGGGUAGUAACGUUAGUCGAUGCCAAGAACAUCCUUCCUCGGCUCCAAGAGGGGGAGGGGGAGGAAGGGGGGGGGAAGGGGGAGGAGGAGAUUGACGAGGCCUUCCAGCAGAUCAUGUUCUCGGACAGGAUUGUGGUGAACAAGGUCGAUCUGGUGCCGGCGUCGACGGCUGUGGAAGUAUUUCAGCGCAUCCGGUCCAUGAACGGCACAGCCGGUGUGGUGUCAUGCAGUAGGGGGAAGCUCGAUCCGAGAGAGCUCGAGGGGCUGGGAGCGUUUGACAGGCUCAUGAGGCGCGCGGAAGAAGAGCCAGAGAUGGACCCAGAGCCGCAUUCCCACGACCAUGCCCACUCGCACUCCCACGCACAUGAGCACGAACACAACCACGGUGACUCCGCUUGCGGUGGCGAGGAGGGUGGGUGCUCCCUACAAGGGCCUCAACCAUGCGCUGUUGAUCACGAUCACGGCGGCCACGCGGAUGGUACGUUGGACGGAGAGGGGUGCAACCUGGAGCACGAUCACACAGGCCACAGCCAUGACACCCGCCACAGCAGCCAGGUGGGCACGUUUUCCUUGGUGAAGAAGUCGACGGAGGUCUUGGCCCUCCCCUUCGCGCGCUGGGUGCGCUCGCUGGCGUUCCUCCCUCGCGAGAAGGGCCUUCUUUUUCGCUCGAAGGCGGUUCUUGCGGUGGCCGGGUCCAACAGGAAGCUCGUGUUUCACGCCGUGUCGGACGUCAUGGAGACGAGGGAGGCGGGGAGGUGGGGCGAUGGCGAGGAUCGGGGGUGCCGCAUCGUGUUCAUCGGGAAGAGGCUAGACAGGGCCUUCCUAGAGGAGGGCUUCAAUUCGACUGCACGGGCGGUCGCUCCUAAACGCGGCACCAUGAGGUUGCCGUCUUCUCCAGCCGCUGUAGCAGCGACACUCAGAGGAGGGGGCGGAGCCCCCCCCCCUCCCUCUGAUGAUUCCGCGACAUCCGUUGCUACGGGGGAGAGCAUACUCGAGGGUCUAGCGGCCAGAGUCACCGUAGGCUUCUUCUCGGCGAUGCUGUGGUUGGGGACGGGCGAGGUUUUGAGGGUGGGGGAGGCGUGUUCCGGUCUCCUCGCUGCGGUGGAGGGGGGGCACGCUGCUGAGCACUACCGGUCGCUGCUGGCGGAAGAGGAGAAGGAGGGCUCGUCGGCACAGCCGGGUUUCCACCUGUCGUUGCGGCGUUCCUCACCCAAGUUCUACCUACUCCCCCUAGUCUCCGCCGCGACCGCAAGAAGUUAUGCCAAGGCUGCUGCAGCGGCCAAGCUCGAGAUGACCCCGUCCAUGGGCCAGGGCAGGACCGGGAUCUCGUUCAAGAACGCACAGGAGGUGGAAGCAGCCGGCAUCACUUGGCUCGAGGUGGAGCAGUUGGCGGACCCGCUGGCGAAGAAUUUUGUGGUGGAGUUUUCCUGGCGGCCGGAGACGAUGAGGACCUUCUUCGAAUCUGGGAACUCGUCCACCAGCUCGGCGAUGGUCAAGAUCGAGUACGAGGCAAACGAAGAUGCCUUCGAUGACGAGGUAGACACCCUCAAGUUCAGACUGGUGCUGCGGCCCGAGACCGUCGAGAACAACGAGGCGUCUGUCGACGCCGCGUCCCCUGUCCCCCGGACGGCGGCGGCGGAAAUUCCCGCCGCAUCUUCAGGCUCUGCCUCGGCCCUGCCGCUGCACCGACUCAUGAUUCAAACCGUCGGGGGGCGAUCUUGCAGUCAGGUGUACGGCCUUAGCUUCCACUCCAUCAGCCCUUCUUUCCAGGUCCAUGUGCAGGUUCCCGACCAUCGAGUACCCUACUUCCAGACGGACCAGCUGUUCCAUAAAUGGCACCCUCUCAUGGAGAGCCUGCGAGCGGAGCCCCGGCUUCGGUUCCUGGUGAGGAUGAAGCCCGACGGCAGCGGACCCCUGGACAACAUGUGCGGCUGCUGCUGAUGGCGGCACGACACAAUAACAGAAUUGCCCGGGGGUUUACGACGCUCUGAUGCCAGAAGAAGCGGCGACUACCAUAUAGUUCUCAGGACAAGCGGCGAUUAUUUAUCGGCGUCAUUGUCCGCUCACGAGCUCAAAAGGAAAAACAAAAUCCACAAUAUCUUGUCGUGUUGUUUGUUGUUGGUGUGCGUGUCUAUGGCGGCUUGGACGAGGUUACAAGCGCGACGACGCUAUGUAGCACUACGGGAAAACCUCCUCGUAAAGCACGCGACUCAUUUCUUGGUGGUACGGUAUCCCAACAUGAAAUCAAUAGAUAUGGUUUUUGUGUUGGAAUCUUCCCUUGUACAUGCCGCUUAGUAGAAGCUAUCACAAGAAAUAUCACGUGUUUUUUUCCGUUGGGUAUCACAAAAAAAAAUGGUACCGCUUUUUUCUGUGUUGAGAUGAAGUUUUUUUUCUGUGUGGGAAUCGCGAAAGAAGUGUCACAUAUUUAUCACAUUUGUGUUUCCCGAUGGAUGUCACAAGAAGUAUUCACAUUUUUGUUUCCAGAUGGAGAUGUUUUCAGAUGAUGUCACAAGAGAAACAUGAAAUUUGUGUCUUCGGAUGGGUGUCUUUGGCCGUAGGCCGCAGUAGUGGUGCUUUCCGCAGAGAGAGGGAGCAGAGCGAGCGGCUGUCUCGUUCGCCUUCUUUCGAAACAGCGGGUUUCAGUGGCACCGAGCCACCAGCACGGUUGCUGCCACUGUUAGUUGUUUGCGGGUGCCUCGGUCGAAGUCAUGGUUUUUGGCUUUGAAGGCAAGGCAAUGCUUGGGACCCGUGGCCUCCGCGGUCUGCUUUUUGAUUCACUGGAAUAUAUGGCGUGUGCUGGUUUCGCACCAUUUGAUUCUCACACAGCAGCAGUCGAACACGCCAAAAUGGAGCAUGGCGCCCGAAGCGCACAACAACAACAAAGUUGCCAGAAGGACCUUCUCUCUUGUGACCGAAACAAAAUUUGGUUCUUGUAGCGUUUCAAGCGUGUGGACUACUUCGUAGGUCGACCUUUGUGCUGCAAUGGCUACUGCUGUAGUGUCCCUGUCAGCAACUCUGUCUCAGCGUGGAGUUACACACUUCGAGAGCCUCUUGUGUUUGAGAGCACUGAUGCGGUCUUGUUCCCGGCCUCGAACAUUGCUGCUGUGAACUUCAAGCAACCUCGGCAUGCGGCAGCGGUCGCGCCUUGGCUUUACAGCGGAGUUGAUAUUGUACGCGUUCUAGAGAAAACCUUUUUCUGCUGUGUUCCAGUUGGUUUGAUUCUGUUUUGGGGGGGGUCAUUGACGGCACAACAACGAUUGUGGGGUGAUACGUCAAUUUGCCGCCAUGGAGGUGCUAUGAACGAAUGCGUUGUUUCGGCCCAGAGCUUCCAGCAGCGUAAGAGGU